This is a messenger RNA of Anoplopoma fimbria (sablefish), 3581 nucleotides long. RefSeq names its product P2Y purinoceptor 13-like. Gene Ontology annotation, biological process: G protein-coupled receptor signaling pathway; negative regulation of adenylate cyclase activity. The transcript is spliced from 4 exons. The record is from RefSeq and is a predicted model, not a curated record. NCBI's taxonomy places the organism in Eukaryota, Metazoa, Chordata, Actinopteri, Perciformes, Anoplopomatidae. The coding region runs from base 85 to 1323 and encodes 412 amino acids. Gene Ontology annotation, cellular component: membrane. Gene Ontology annotation, molecular function: G protein-coupled purinergic nucleotide receptor activity.
GGACAGCUUUGAGUCAGUAACAGUAAGAGUAACAGUAAGAGAUUUGCAAUAGUGGGGUUUUUUUUUUGUGGGAACAUUUCCUUCAUGUGGAUAAGAAGAGGAAAGGAGAAUAUUUCACUUCUCCCUUUUAUAUUUAUUGAAGUUUUUCUUUGCUUAAUUCAUUUUUCUUCACAUGACCGACAGCCAGAGGACGAUAAGGACACAAUAAGGAGGUCCACCCAAGAUCAGAAGAUGAACAACAGCCUGUCAAACACCUCUAUCAAGUGUGUUCGGGAUACCAGUGUGACAGCUGUGGUUUUCCCCUGUCUGUACAGCAUCCUCUUUGUAGUCGCCCUAAUACUGAAUUCCUUGGCUGCAUGGAUCUUCUUCAGCAUCCCCAGCACCUCAACAUUUGUGGUCUUUCUAAAAAAUGUGGUGGUGGCUGACCUGUUGAUGACCCUGACCAUCCCUCUGAAAGUCUUAAGUGAUGCAGGUGUGGUCUCCUGGAAACUACGCGCCUUCCACUGCCAAUACUCUGCGGUUUUAUUCUACAUCACCAUGUACAUCAGCAUCCUCCUGCUGGGUCUCAUCAGCCUGGACCGCUACCUGAAGAUAGUCAGGCCCUUCGGCAAGUGCGUCCUGCAGCGGGUUCGUGUUGGUCAGGUGCUGAGUGCUACUGUCUGGGCCGUCAUGUUAUCUUUGGCUUUACCGAACGUUAUUCUAAGUGACCAGCCGCCACGCUUCUCUGGAGGCAGACUGAAGUGCACCUCCAUGAAGAGCAAAGCCGGCUUGCUUUGGCAUGAAGGUUUCAACUAUUUCUGUCAGGUGGUUUUCUGGGGCACGCUGGCUUUGAUGGUUGUUUGCUACACGUUCAUCAGCAAGAAGGUUUAUGAGUCAUACAAAGCCUCAAAGAGCAGAUCCCAUGCAGCCACUCGCCGAACCAAAGCGAAGGUCUUCGUGGUAGUGGGGGUGUUUUUCAUCUGCUUUGCCCCCUUUCACUUUGCCCGCGUUCCCUACACUCUGACCCAGAUUGGCAGCAUGGUGGGUCAUUGCCGGGCACAGAACGCUCUCUACAUCGCGAAAGAAACCACCCUGUGGCUGUCGGCCACCAAUGUGUGUCUGGACCCGCUUAUCUACGUGUUCCUGUGUAAGGUGUUUAGGAAAAGACUGACAGCGGCAAUCUGUCGCAAGCAUCUCCACAUAGGUGCCAUGGAUUCCACCACAGCGACAUCAACUCAACUGGAUAUGUCACAGAUUGCUUUACGCAGCAGGCUGUCAUAUACAGAAACGGGAUGCCCCAGUAACACAGUGGACAAUGAACAAAGGGAAAUCAAUAACUGUUAACUGUUAAGGCAUGAUGAGACACUGCCUGAAAGGUUAUUUUACUUGUAAAUACCAUUUAUCGUGAUGACAGCGGUUGUAAUAAUUCUAAAAUGAAUGCAAGGUGUCCAAAAUCUUUUGAAUGGACAAUGUGCCAGAAAAGAGUCAAACAUGUUUGGAGGAGGUCAUGAAGUUUCAUGCCAACAAUGACUGCUGGUUUUGACUUACCAUGCACUUCUGACCCAUGUUUGCUAAGUCAUCCAACAUGUUUCCAUAAUUGUGCUUACUGUCAUGUUCUACUUCCUUCUCUUCGCUAAUCUCAUUCAAACUGCUCUUUCCCUUUACAAAACUUUGGCAAAAAGGGUAAACAUUUUGACAGCACAUGUUCUGCAAUGAUUACAGCGCACGCAAAAUGUGACCAGGGACCAGAUGAUAACAAAAUGAGGCCUGCAAUAGACAAUGCUGACAGCGAUAAUAUGAGCAAUAUAAAUAACAAUAUUAAUAAAAUGUUUAUUUUAUAAUUGCAUGUUGUUCAAUUUUCAUGCUGGAGGUUGAAUUAUUUACAUGUGGAUGAGGUUCAAAAUGUAUUUUAAGACAAAGACAAAGUCAACAAAUGCAGCCAAUUGGGAUAAACCCACCUUAACCCAGUUCUUCCCUUGUAGUGCUAACACAGAUGUUGAUGACAUGGAUCAUACUGUAGACCAUAACAUGCUCAAACUAAUGUUGAAUGUACUAGCAGAAGAAAUCAAAACGAGAGUGCAUUGGUGUUGAUCAGUAUCUGAAGCACUGUUGAUAAUAAUCUAGCUACUGACUAACAGGAACGGCAUGCUGACUCACAUCGCUCUGCUGCAGGUGUGGCGUUGAUAAAACCAAGUCUAACAAUGCCGAGCAAAGCCGCAAGCAUUUGCAAGUGGGGCAUAAUCGUUCACAUUAUUACAGUAGCAUCACUGCAUCAUUCAUUUUUGAACUGAACAAGAGGAGAAAAGAACAUGUAGAACUGGAAUAAAUUGACUUUUUUUCCAAUACUGCAACACCCAAAAGACAGGUUUCAGGACAUUCACAAACUGGUUCUGCAGGAUUAAUGUCACCUCCCACCUGAUUUACAAUCGUGUCUGCAUGUGGGUCUGAUUAAUGUAAUAAUGAAAUAUGAUCUUCUUCCAUCCCAACCUCUGUCGGCUACGACAGAAGCUGAUAUUUGGCCAGGAAAUUAAUGAGCUUCAGAGCAGGCGACUGCAGCCAGGGAAAGGACCGUUUGUCACCCUCAGAUUAAAUCCUCUGACAGAUGACCCUGCAGCAGUGAAUUAUGAGAAAUUCUAAAUGACAUUCAUGGAAAUUAGGUAAACCCUGCAGAUAAUGUUGCCUCCCAGUAUGCACAGACACAAGUUGGGGACAGAAAAGAGCUAGACAAAUAGGGGGCAGGUGGGUGGGGGCUGACAGUUUAAUGAGUCUUGAUGAAACAAGGUGGUACAGUUUUUAUGUCAGAGAAACCUGCCAUGUCUACAUGCCGGGGCUGUCAAUCAGCAGAAGUUUAUAAACUGUAGUGUUUCUUGUCUCAAAGCCCCAGAGAAAUGGCUUAUAGGCUUCAAAAAAAAGAUGUGUCUGCCCUGCUUAAAGCAAGCUAAACGUUGUGAAACUGUGUGCUAUUGAUUCAGUUUGUAACACUGCUUAAGGUUGUAAUGCAAAGCCGAGAAGGCUGGAGAGGGUGAGAAGAAGUCAUAUCUAGAUUGUACACCACAAUUUUGAUACAUCGCAAGUUAAAGAGUACAUAGUUAAAGAUCAGGCUAUGACCUUGUUUAGUUAAGGCCUGGAAAGGUCAGUGGGUUGUGAUUCUUGCCAAACGUUUUCAUAACUGGUGGAUUAGCAUCAAAACAUAUGGCUAUUUUUAGGGCUGAAGUCGAUAAGUAGUUUGUUUCUGUCACUGUACUUUUGCUCUGGUUUAUGCUCUUAGAUGCUUGUUUAAGAAAGGAGAUGCACUUAUGACUUCUGGUGACUAGUAGUUCUCUUGAAUACCUAUGUUGAAUACACUUAUUGUAAGUCGCUUUGGAUAAAAGCCUCUGCUAAAUGACUGUAAUGUAAUGUGAUGUAAUGUGAUGUAUUAGUAGAAAAGAAUUGUUCGUUCAUUUAUGGACAGCACUUGAUGGCUUUAUCCAACUUUUUCACGAUUCUUAAUCCCCCUUUCUCUGUCCCAAAUGAAAUGUGUAGUUUGUAUCAAUUACACAAAACUAAAAAAAUAAACAUUUUCUAUUUAGAAACUUUUCUCAGAAUUAGGAGAUAAAGGUACU